Molecule: messenger RNA, 511 nt
Organism: Juglans microcarpa x Juglans regia
Lineage: Eukaryota; Viridiplantae; Streptophyta; Magnoliopsida; Fagales; Juglandaceae
Product: G-type lectin S-receptor-like serine/threonine-protein kinase RKS1
Exons: 2
Coding region: 2-448 (148 amino acids)
Biological process (GO): protein phosphorylation
Molecular function (GO): ATP binding; protein serine/threonine kinase activity
Source: RefSeq, a predicted model, not a curated record
UAUGUCUCCAGAGUAUGCGAUGCGUGGACUAUUUUCAGUGAAGUCAGAUGUAUACAGCUUUGGGGUUUUGCUACUAGAGAUUAUUUCUGGCGAAAGGAAUAGUACUUAUUUUCACGAUGAUCCCUCCUCAAACUUGAUUGGGCAUGUUUGGGAGUUAUGGAAAGAAGGCAAAGCCAUGGAAAUAGUUGAUUCAUCACUGGUUGACAAAACCCUUGAUAAUGAAGUUGCAAGAUGCAUUCAAAUUGGGCUUUUGUACAUGCAAGAAUAUGCAACAGAUCGGCCGAACAUGUCAACAGUCGUUGCAAUGUUGGGUAAUGACACACCUCUUCCUUCUCCACAACAACCUGCAUUUGCUUUGAAGGGUAGUAUCCAUGGGAAAGACACAUCAACUAGCGAAGGAGCCAUUUCUAUUAAUGAAGUAACAGUUUCUUUGAUUCACGGUCGUUAAAGUCGAAUUCUGUUCGGUGCAAUGUAUUGAUAUGAAGUUAGUGUUAGUAGGGUCUUUUUUUUU